GCAAGCUAGAGCUUGUUUGUUGUGUUGAUUAAACUUAGUCCGUCAAAGUUGGAUUGCAGUCAAUCCCAGAGCUCAAGAUGAGUAAACAGACAAAGUUUUCCAGCUUCGUCAAAGGUCGUUCACCAUCAAGUAAAAAGAAUGACAAAGUAAAUGUAUUUGUCGACCACCUACAAAAUACAAGGGAUUGCAAAGAAAAAAUCUGUGGACAAACAGGAAUUAUUUAUGAUGAACGAAUGGUGGAGCACCAAUGUCUUUGGGACCCAAAUUACCCUGAAUGUCCAGAGAGAUUUACUCGAGUUCUGGAAAGAUGUCGUGAAUAUGGAUUGGUGCAGCGUUGUGUAGAAAUUCAACCAAGAAAAGCUACCCAAGAGGAACUUCUGAAACUUCAUACCCCAGACAGAAUUGAAUUGCUUAAAGGCACAGAUGGUAGCCCAGAUGCAGAAGCAUUGGAAGCUAUAAGCUCUGGUUAUGAUGCCAUUUAUAUUCAUCCGUCAACUAAUGAACUAGCAUUGUUGGCAGCUGGAUCAACCGUUGAAAUUGUCGAUGCUAUACUUGAUGGAAAGGUUCAAAAUGGAAUGGCAAUAGUCAGACCUCCAGGGCACCAUGCCAUGAAAAGUGAAUACUGUGGCUAUUGUUUUUUCAACAAUGUGGCAGUUGCAGCCCAGCAUGCAUUAGACAACAAAGGUGUUAAUAGAAUUCUGAUUGUUGAUUGGGAUGUCCAUCAUGGGCAGGCAACUCAACAGAUGUUCUACGAUGACCCCAGAGUCCUGUACUUUUCGGUUCAUCGUUAUGAGCACGGUGCCUUUUGGCCCAAUCUUCGUGAAAGCGAUUUUCACUACAUUGGCAAAGGAGCUGGGAAAGGCUUCAACGUGAACGUGCCGCUGAAUAAAACGAAAAUGGGAAAUGCAGAUUAUCUUGCUAUAUGGCAUCAACUGUUGUUGCCACUGGCUUACGAAUUUCAACCAGAGUUGGUUAUAGUGUCAGCCGGCUACGACGCCGCCUUGGGUUGUUUUGAGGGAGAAAUGGAAAUCACCCCUGCAUGCUAUUCCUAUUUGACGUCGUCCCUGAUGGGAUUGGCGCAGGGAAAGCUCGCUGUAGUUCUUGAGGGAGGAUACUGUUUAAAAUCUUUGGCUGAGGGAGCUGCUCUGACUUUACGAACUCUGCUUGGCGAUCCUUGUCCAAGCAUCUCGAAAAUCGAUGAGCCUUCACUUAGCAUUCAGGAGAGUAUCCUGAGUGCCAUUUAUGUACUUCGCCCAUUCUGGAAAUGUCUACAGUUCCAGGGCCGUUUUGAUGUUUCAAAAGUGGGCAGCAAAAAGGAAGGAACGUACUUUGUACCCACCGUUACGUUCGAGGGAAGUGACGUCAAACCGACAACUUUUGCAACUCGAAAUUGUUAUCCAGUUCAAAAUCGCGAGACGAUUGACCUUCUGGAUCAAAGACUCGACAAGCUCAUCAAAGAAACGAGCCUGGCAGUGCCGAAACAUCGGUUGUGUUUCGUUUACGAUGAGAGAAUGGCUUCACAUCGUAAUGUCAACGAACCGGGUCACCCAGAACGACCUGCCCGAAUAACUUCCAUUUACCAGAAGCUACUAGAAUACGGAGUGCUGGAUCGUUGUCAUCGGUUGGAUGCUCGAGAUGCCACUCGAGAAGAAUUACUGUGGUUACACAAAGCCGAUUACAUUGACGAGAUCGCAGUGACGGCCGGUAAGAAACAAUCAACACUCAACCAGUUGGAACGACAGUACGGAUCCAUUUUCAUUUGCCCGGAUACUUACAGUGCUGCUUUGCUUUCUGCUGGUUCAUCACUUCAAAUCGUUGAAAGCAUCUUGAGCGGCGAAAGCCGAAGUGGUAUCGGAGUUAUCCGACCACCAGGGCAUCACGCGGAAUGCGAUGAAGCUUACGGCUUCUGUAUUUUCAAUAAUACAGCAUUGGCGGCCAAAUAUGCUAUCGAAAUACAUCAUCUGGAAAGGAUUCUAAUUAUCGAUUGGGACGUGCAUCACGGUAAUGGAAUCCAGCGAAUGUUUGAAGAUGAUCCUCGAGUCCUGUAUGUUUCGCUGCAUCGGCUUGACAUUUUUCCAUUAAAACCAGAAGAAUCCGAUUGUAACGUUAUUGGAACAGGUGCCGGAGCUGGUUAUACCGUCAACAUAGCGUGGCCUAAGAGAGGGAUGGGUGACACAGAGUAUCUUGCAGCAUUUCAGCAAAUUAUUAUGCCAAUAGCAUAUCAGUAUGAUCCACAGCUAGUUCUCGUUGCAGCUGGAUUUGAUGCUGCUCAAGGCGAUCCAUUGGGAGGUUGCAAGAUUACUCCGGAAGGAUAUGGACAAAUGACAACUAUGCUCAGUUCCCUUGCUCAAGGACGUGUAGCCAUACUGUUAGAGGGUGGCUAUAACUUGGAUUCGAUUUCGCAUUCAAUGACCAUGUGUGCCAAAUCGUUAUUAGGAGAUCCAUUACCUACGCCACGCUUUGAACCCCUCAAUCCGGCAGCUGUGAGCACCAUUCAAAGAGUAGUCAGCCAUCAGAAACCUUACUGGAGUAGCCUCUGUUUCCAUGUCGAUUUACCCGAAGGCGAUGUUCUUCCACCUUGCCAAGUGAAUAAGAAACUGCUGAGCAUUGAAGAACAACUGGAACAACUUCAGCUCGUGUCAUCUUCAGCUCCCAAUGAGCAACUAGAAACUAUCACUGAAGGAUGUGUAUUAUUAAUGGAAGCUUCUGGUGUGACUGAAGCCCCUCCUCCAAAGACCCUGCAAGAAUUCUUACUAUUACCAGAAAACAUCGAGGCUAUGACGCAGGGCAAAUUGUACUCUGUCGUUCCAUUAUCUUGGUGUCCCCAUUUAGAAGAGCACGUUCGUCCCGAUGAUGAUACCAUUCAUUGGGGUCUUGAAACCCCAUGCUCAAGUUGCCAAGAUUGUUCGGAGAACUGGGUCUGCUUAUCUUGUUAUCAGGUUAACUGCGGGCGGUUCGUCGCUGGUCACAUGAAGGAACAUCACAACAGCAGUGGUCAUUCCUUGGUACUCAGUUUUUCCGACUUGUCCGUUUGGUGUUACGAAUGCGAUUCCUACGUCGAUAACAAAGCCGUCUAUUCAGUCAAGAAUAGACUUCACUUGGAGAAAUUUGGGGAACCUUUGCCAUCCGCAAUGUUUGGUUAAAUGACCAUAGAUGUAGGUGUGUGGCUUUUAACUGACGCCUCCGCUUAGCAACACGAGAUCCUCAAGUUGAACUAAUGCAUUUUUAUAGCAAAUUUAAAAGAACGUCAAUCAUGAAAAUAAUUGUUUUUGAAAAACGCUUUUUGACCAGGAAGAUAAUUAAAUGAACCCCAGAAAAUGUAAGCUGUUUAAACCAUACCCUGAAGAUGUUUAGUUCUCCCAGAAUAAUCAAGAAUUGAAUCAAGACAAACUCAGAAUAUCAAA
Messenger RNA from Daphnia carinata, 3404 nucleotides. Its product is annotated as histone deacetylase 6-like. Gene Ontology annotation, biological process: chromatin organization. NCBI's taxonomy places the organism in Eukaryota, Metazoa, Arthropoda, Branchiopoda, Diplostraca, Daphniidae. The record is from RefSeq and is a predicted model, not a curated record. Gene Ontology annotation, cellular component: histone deacetylase complex. Bases 78 to 3143 code for a protein of 1021 amino acids. The transcript has 18 exons. Gene Ontology annotation, molecular function: zinc ion binding; histone deacetylase activity.